Messenger RNA from Nasonia vitripennis (jewel wasp), 1626 nucleotides. It is a transcript of the gene CstF50, whose product is annotated as cleavage stimulation factor subunit 1. NCBI's taxonomy places the organism in Eukaryota, Metazoa, Arthropoda, Insecta, Hymenoptera, Pteromalidae. Bases 153 to 1457 code for a protein of 434 amino acids. Gene Ontology annotation, cellular component: mRNA cleavage stimulating factor complex. Gene Ontology annotation, biological process: mRNA 3'-end processing. Gene Ontology annotation, molecular function: protein binding; RNA binding. The record is from RefSeq and is a predicted model, not a curated record. The transcript has 4 exons.
GAUGAAAACACAACAAUCCAACCUAAAAAGCCGACAAUCCUGCCGACACGUCGAGCAGUGUUGAGAAAAUAAUAAUUUAUUUUACAAAGCUGUAAUAUAUAUUUGCUGCCAAAAUUCAGUCCCCAUCGGGAAAACCAGACGGGCACUCAGCCAUGAAGGAUUCAGAAGUGGAUACAAAGAACAUUAUUAAAAGUAGAGAACUGCUCUACAGACUUAUGAUAAGUCAAUUAUUUUACGACGGUCAUCAAACACUAGCUGUUCAAUUAUCAAAUUUAACUCAAGCUGAACCACCAUGUCCUCCUUCAGAUCGAUUGUUACACCUCAUGUUAAUUGGUAUGGCAAAUGAGCCAGACAGGUCCAAAAAAGAAAACAACCACAUACCAUCAUUCACAGCUGUUGAAAAUACAUUAGGACCAGGAUUAGACCUAGAAUUCGAAACUGAAGCUCAGACACAAGCUCCAGAACCUGCUCAGUAUGAAACUGCGUAUGUCACAUCACACAAAGGAAACUGUAGAGCUGGUGCCUUUUCAGCGGAUGGCCAAUUGAUAGCUACUGGAUCAGUUGAUGCUUCGAUAAAAAUUCUUGAUGUUGAUCGUAUGCUAGCCAAAUCAGCACCAGAUGAAGUUCCUGGUGAUCAGUCAGGAGGACAUCCUGUAAUUAGAACAUUGUAUGACCACUUGGAGGAAGUAACCUGCUUAGAAUUUCAUCCAAGGGAACCAAUUCUAGUGUCUGGAAGUAGAGAUUUUUCCAUUAAAUUAUUUGACUUCAGCAAAGCUAGUGUUAAGAAAGCAUUUCGUACUAUAACGGACUCGGAUCAAAUAAGAUGUUUAGCCUUUCAUCCAACUGGUGAUUACCUGGUGGUUGGAACAAAUCAUCCAGUUGUACGAUUGUAUGAUGUUAAUACAGCACAAUGCUUUGUGUGCAGCAUUCCAAAUCAUCAGCAUACAAGUGGUAUUACUAGCAUUAAAUAUUCUCCUGAUGCUAAGACUUAUGCAUCGGCAAGUAAAGAUGGAAGCAUCAAGUUGUGGGAUGGAGUUUCAAAUAGGUGUAUCAAUACAUUUGUGAAAGCGCAUGAUGGUUAUCAAGUUUGUUCUGUUGCUUUUACAAGAAAUGGAAAAUAUCUACUGUCAUCAGGAAAAGACUCGCUGAUCAAACUGUGGGAAUUGUCAACUAGUAGGUGUUUAAUUGCAUACACUGGAGCUGGAACAACAGGGAAACAAGAGCACAAAGCCCAAGCUAUAUUUAAUCAUACUGAAGAUUACGUGAUGUUCCCUGAUGAAGCAACCACAUCAUUGUGUGCAUGGAAUUCCAGAAAUGCUUCGAGAAAGCAAUUGUUAUCUCUUGGUCACAAUGGUCCAGUUCGAAUGAUUGUACAUUCUCCAGUGGCACCAGCAUUUUUAACUUGCAGUGACGACUUCAGAGCAAGAUUUUGGUUCAGGCGCAUGCCAACACAUUGAAUGUGAGAGAUAUUGUAUAUGUAUUUCUAUUCUAUUUUGGAGUUCAAAAAUCUACCAAAAAAAAGAUGAACUGCGCGUUUUAGUGUAAUAUCGAUUAAGCUAAAAAAUAGUUUUGUAAGUAAUAUUUUUAACUGUAUAAACAUCAAUAUAAAGCGAUCAUCAAAUUUUA